Botrytis cinerea B05.10 is the source of this 1228-nucleotide messenger RNA. RefSeq lists its product as hypothetical. Gene Ontology annotation, cellular component: membrane. Lineage: Eukaryota; Fungi; Ascomycota; Leotiomycetes; Helotiales; Sclerotiniaceae. The coding region runs from base 301 to 825 and encodes 174 amino acids. The record is from RefSeq and is a predicted model, not a curated record. The transcript is spliced from 3 exons.
GCAAUAGGAAGCCAUUUUCUGAAAUCUUACGGACUUGAAUACUCGCGAGUAAUCAUGGAUUCACUCGCUGAUACCUAUAAAGGCUCACAAUAUCCGAAUGCUCACUGCUGUUUUGGAACACGAAACACACACUCAGCUCAGCACCUGUCACCUAAGUUCUGACAUACUUUACACAAGAAUACAGCCCUAUAAUCUCCAACCGAAAAGCUUAAUAGUAACAUUUUCAAGCCAUAUCCGCAAUACAAAAUAUUGGUCUGUGCCUGUUACCGUGAUCUAUUCGACCAUUGACUACUAUACAUCAUGACCUUGAACAUGACGAACAGGAUGCUUGAUCAUGUCCUGCGAGUGCUGCAGCUUAUAUUUGCCAUCAUAGUUAUGGGAAGUGACGGCUACGCUAUUCAUGUAUUUCGCGGCCACACUGUCCACGAACACUUCGACUUCGGUAGCUUCUACGAUUACUACGGCGUCCCUAAUGCAUGGGGCUUUCUGAUGUUCUGCGCUGGCUGGACGGUUCUAACUGUCAUCUAUCACACCAUUGCCAGAAUCAGAUUCCCGGAUGGUGCGUUGAUUGGUUACAUUAAUGUUGUCGUUGAGACUGUGGCUGUUCUCUCAUGGCUCGCUGGUUUCAUUGCUGUAGCUGUUCAAAUUUCAACCGACACCUGUUCGACUGGAAAAAACUCAUGUAAGAUCCUCAUCGUGGCGACAGUCUUUGGGGCGCUCGAAUGGCUACUAUUCAUGAUUACCGCAGCCUUGACUGCCAUUCCCAUCUCCAAAAAGUUUCCCAAGCCAAAGGCAUCUACGACUGGGUCCGACACAGCUAUCUGAUCAGCUCUACAUGUUAUCCGGGGAUCUCAGAGCCAAUUGUCGCAUUACAAAAAGUCUCACCAUCGUCCUUCAAGAAAAGAUAUGUUUUUGGAAUAGUUGUGCUUGCACUGGAUGUUCCAAACAAUUUUGAAAGAGGAAAAAGAGCUGGACCUUGAAACCUCUGCUUUUGAUCGUAACAUGAUCCAAGUAUCGAGUAAUCUAUUCCACAAAUAUUCAAUUCUGUUACAUGAUGUAAUAGAUUCACUCUGCUAAGACGAUCCUUCUACUCGGAUUAAUCUCAGCCCACGAUGGAAAUGUUGACUGCGCUUUAUCGAAAGGCUAGCUGAACCCAAUUUCUCCCUGCGAAGGUUUUUUUGUAGAGUUGAAAGGUGCUUUAUCAAUAUAGAGUAAUAAUAAUAUUCCA